Molecule: messenger RNA, 5174 nt
Organism: Ictidomys tridecemlineatus (thirteen-lined ground squirrel)
Lineage: Eukaryota; Metazoa; Chordata; Mammalia; Rodentia; Sciuridae
Product: disintegrin and metalloproteinase domain-containing protein 1a
Biological process (GO): binding of sperm to zona pellucida; male gonad development; proteolysis
Cellular component (GO): plasma membrane; sperm head plasma membrane; external side of plasma membrane
Molecular function (GO): metalloendopeptidase activity
Source: RefSeq, a predicted model, not a curated record
GCCAGGCCAGGUAAGCACUAUCAAUGAGCCACACACCCAGCCCAGUAAUUGAUCUUUGAUACUGGUCCCUUAGAUACCUCAGUGGUAAAACUAAGAUCACUUAACCCUUUUGUCUGUGCCUUAGGAAACUCUGGGUAGAGAACAAUUAUUUAUAAGCAAAUAUAAAAUGUCUAAACUCAUUUAUUAUGAACGAAGGAUAAUGAGGGAAAACUUGGACUUUUUUUCUUGAAUUAAAGGAAAAAUGAGUCACAGGCAAAGGAUUGAAUUGAGAAAGAGUACCCUCAAUAAUUCAGAAACGAGGAAAAGUCAUAGUAGGCAGGAGAGAAUUCUGUCCUGCUCAGAGAUCCCUAGGAAAUCCCUGUCCCCUCCCCCGGUCUCCUGCCAGAAUGUUGGGUUUCAAAGAAUGAACGGAUUAACGGAUAUCAGUACUAAUGUGGUCUCAAGAGAAGGAAGGUAAUUGGCCUGAUUUAUAGUACUGGCCGAAUCUUACAGGCCUACAUGGCUCAUCUCUCCACGAAUGUUAAAGAAAUUUAGUCAAGGAACAUGACAGCUGUUUCUGUUGAAAGGAUUUCCUGUGCUAUGGAAACCAUCCAAGACCAGGAGGGAAGCAAGAAUAAAGAGAUACACCCUGAAGGCAAUAAGAUUCAGAGUUGGAUGGAAACCACCCAAAAAGAAGCCAGCACAGAUGUGGGGAUGAUAUGUAAGUCUCUGAGAUUCAUGUCAGGGAGAGCUGCCACAGAGAGACACAGACCCUGUAUCAUCAUUUGGGUCAUGUCAGUGGCAGCAUCACUGAGAAACUCUGCCUCCAUCUUAUCAUCUCUACAGAAAAAUCAAGUGGCCUUCACAGAAGUGAAGAUAAAUUUUCUGAUUUGGAUUCCCCAGAAGUGGAACUUGAGGCUGGGUCCAGUGCCAGGACAUUCAUGUAUCAGGUUAGGGAUCUUGAUGCUGUUGGUCAUUUUUUUGCCAAGCAUGCACUGUUACCUGGGAUCAGUAUCUUAUUCUUUCUAUGAAAUAGUCAUCCCCAAGAGUCUGACAGUGGAGGGGCAUGAAGACCCAGUGGGAAAGGCAUCGUACAUGCUGUUUAUGCAGGGCCAAAAGCAAGUGAUUCACCUCAAAGUGAAAAGAGACUAUUCUGUAAGUAACUUCCCCAUCUACAGUUACCACAAUGGCAUCCUGGGGCAAGAAGCGCCUUCCAUCUCACAGGACUGCCACUAUGAGGGCUACAUAGAAGGAGCGCCAGGGUCUUUUGUUUCUGUCAACACCUGUUUGGGCCUCAGGGGCAUCCUGAUUAAGGAGGACACAUCCUACGGCAUCAAGCCCAUGCUCUCUUCCAAACAGUUUGAGCAUGUGUUAUACACCAUGGCACAUCAAGCUCGAGUCUCCUGUGGUGUCACUUCCCAAGACAGACCAGUGUCCACCAGCCAGCACCAAGGGAGCAGGAAUCCUCUUCCACUACAGGCACUGUCCUACUUGUGGUCACGCACCAAGUACGUGGAGAUGUUUGUCGUUGUCAACAACCAGCGGUUCCAGAUGUGGGGCAGUAACAUCAAUGAGACAGUCCAGAGAGUAGUGGACAUCAUUGCUCUGGCCAAUGUCUUCACCAGGGGAAUAAACACAGAGGUGGUGCUGGCUGGAAUGGAGAUCUGGACCGAGGGGGACCUCAUAGAGGUCCCAGUGGACCUGCAAGUUACACUCAGGAAUUUCAACAGCUGGAGACAAGAGAAGCUCUCGCACCGUGUGAGGCACGAUGUUGCCCACAUGAUCGUUGGGCAUCAUCCUGGAGAGAACAUGGGCCAGGCAUUUCUCAAUGGUGCCUGUUCAGGUAGUUUUGCGGCGGCCGUGGAAUCCUUCCAUCACGAAGACAUCCUCCUGUUCGCAGCGCUCAUGGUCCACGAGCUCGGGCACAACCUGGGUAUUCAGCACGACCAUGAGGCCUGCAUUUGUAAAGAUAAGCACUUUUGCCUCAUGCAUGAAAACAUCACCAGAGAAAGUGGCUUCAGCAACUGUAGCUCUGACGACUUCUACCAUUUCCUUCAUGAACACAAAGGGGCCUGCCUCUUUAACAAGCCACGGCACAGAAGCCGCAAGAGGGAGGCUGCUAGGUGUGGUAAUGGUGUGGUUGAAGAGGCGGAGCAGUGUGACUGUGGUGACAAAUGUGACACUCACCCAUGCUGUGACACACUUUGUAAACUGAAGGAGGGGGCUCAGUGCAGUAAUGGACUCUGCUGCCAUAGAUGUCUUCUCAAAGAGAAGGGCACUUUAUGUCGUCGUUCUCGAGAUGAGUGUGAUCUCCCUGAAUAUUGUGAUGGUCAAUCUGAAAAAUGUCCUGUGGACAGCUACAAACAAGAUGGCUCAUUGUGUGACAGAAUUUACUAUUGUACCAGGGGGCAGUGUAGAAACCCUGAUAAUCAGUGCCUGAGUAUAUAUGGUCACCCUGCACGAUCUGCCCCAGAAGAAUGUUAUAUUUCAAUGAACAGGCACCCAAGUCGGUUUGCAAACUGUGGCCAUCGUACUUCAACGACCUCAGCAUAUGUUAGGUGUACAGAUGAAAAUAUAUUUUGUGGAAAAAUUAUAUGUACAGGUGUUGCAACCAUGCCAAGAAUCCAACCCAAACAUACACUGAUCCAGGUUGCUCAUGGUAAUGACUGGUGCUGGGCCAUGGAUGCCUAUAACCUUACUGACAUCCUUGAUGAUGGUGAUGUGCACCAUGGCACUUACUGUGCUCCAAACAAAGUUUGCAGUGCUCACUCCUGUAUUGAUCAAGCUGUGCUCCACUAUGACUGUGAACCAGAGAAACGAUGUUAUGGAAAAGGAGUGUGUAACAAUUUCAGGCACUGUCAUUGUGAAGAUGGCUUUGCACCUCCUGACUGUCGGCGUCCAGGGACUGGGGGUAGUAUGGACAGUGGCCCUCCUGGUAAGCCAAAGUCCCUAAAACAACGCAACGAUAAUUAUAAAGAAACCCGGAAUAGUGAGGAUGAUGAAGCACGCCUUAAAAUGUUGAUGAUCGCUAUCCCUGUAGGUCUCAUCACAUUAUUGUGUACUCUAAUGCUACUUGCUUACCUCUGGUCUGAAAUACGGUCAAUGCUGUCACGUGAUUCAGAGUCAUCUAUAGCCCCAGCAAAGGCGGCCCCAGCACCCAAAGGGGCCCCACCGCCCAAAGGGGCCCCACCACCCAAAGGGGCCCCUCCUCCACCUGCCCCGGAGGAGGCCCCACCACCUGCCCCGGAGGAGGCCCCACCACCUGCACCAGAGGAGGUACCACCAGAGUAGGCCCCACCACCAGUAGCCCCAGAAAAGCCUGCACCAAAAGAGGAAGCAGGUGAAGGAUAUGAAAAAGAAAAGGCAGAAAAAAAAAAAGAGAAAAGGCAGAAAUUUACUGGAAGUUGAAGCCAAAUAUGUUAAAUCACCCCAGGCAUGGAGUGGGGAAAGUGAAGUGAGAAUUACCUGCACCGACUGGCUCUGACGGGACUGUAUUAUACUAAUUUGGGAGAAGGGAUUUCUCCACUUUCAAUAUUCAUUUUAGUAAAUUUAUUAUAUUUUCAUAUAUGAAAUCACGAGAUAAUCUUAUUUUUUUCUUUUUACACGUUACCUGAAGCGGUUUUAUUUAAGCUCUUUUCAUGGAUCAUUGCCAUCAGUGUCUUUUACCAAUAGGGCUGAUUUUGAGACAACUGAAAUGGUUCUUCAGGGUAUGCCAUCUUCCAUCUGAAUUGGUUGACAAUGUAUUAUCUGAACCUACAUUGCUAUCUCUGGGUUAUUUAUCACAGUCAUAACCACUGUUAUGUAAGGAAUAUUAUAUUUGUGAUUAGAAAAUUCAAAUUUGCCCUGUCAGAUUCUGUUCAUGAAACAAUAGAGGUGAUUUUAAAUGAAUAAAAGGCUUUUUUUUUUUUUCCCAGAUGAAGCAGCACUCUAGACUCCAGGUAGCUUAGAAUUUGGGGUCCUUUGUACUGGGGCUCCCUGGAAUGGCAAGGCCUAACCCAUGGAGGUCUAACUCAGCCAGGCCAAGUGUUUGGGGAAGGGAAGGCAACUUACUCAGGAAGCCCCUUCAGUGUUGAGUUCACAUUUCAAAUAUUUAAUUUUUCAUUUGAUUUCUUAGUUUUUCUUUUAAAUUUGAUAUUUUGUAUACAGAUAAAUACUGAUAAGAACAUCUUUAUAUAUAAGACAGCUUUGAUGUGAUUAUUUCUCUGAAAAAUAAGCACAGAGCAAGUAUAAUAUUAUAAUAUUACUGUUUCUUUGCCAAGCACUCUGUUAAACACUGCUUUUACUUCUUAAUCUUCCUAACUGCCCUGUGAAUACACCAUCUUGUACAUAAGGAAAAACAUAAGAGCUUGCUGUGGAACAAGCUAGUAAGUGGUAGAACCUGCAUCCCCUUCCCCCAGAUAAGACCCAAACUACAAUCUCUGCAGAACUGUGAGCCUUUUAUUCAUCAAAAAGUGAGGGGAAGACAUUUAAUACAUCCUUAAUUACCCAGCUUAUGGGAUUCCUGAAAACCACCUUACCAGUGGAUAUUGACUUCUAUCAAGAACUCACUACAUUGUGUAGGCAUUAUGGAUUAGAAUGUCUUUAAAGUGGGCAAUUAACUGUAGAAGCAGAGAACCCUAAACAACUCUCAUGAUUUGCCAAGCAGGUGGCAGUGGGAGCUUGUAGGAGGAGCUGAAGUGGUGGUGUUGAGAAGAGCCUGGAAUCCCAGGAGCCUGUGAGGUGGAGCUUUAGAGAUUUGCUGAUGGAGCAGAUGUAGAGAAUGAGAGAAAGGCAUCAGAGAAGGCUGACACUGGUGGCUUUGCCCCAAACAACUGAAAGAAUGUAGGUGGCAUUACUAAGAUGGGGAUGCGUGUGGAAAGCAUAGGUACUAAACAUGUUUAGAAUGAGAUGCCUGCCUAACACCAAGUGGGCAUGGCUCCUAGGCAGUGAGAUGACUGGGCUCCCUGGAAAUCAGGAGAACCAUCAGCCAGGAUGAGUAUCUGAGAGCUGAGUAUACCCAAUAUUUCAAGGCAUGGGGAUGGCUGACACUGCCCAAGGGAGGAAGUUUAGCUAGAGAAGGGAUCUGAGAACUGGAAAGUUUCAAGAUGGCAGAAUCGAGGAGAUUGCUUUCCUGGACUCUUCAUGGAGUGAAACCAAAAAAGCAGAUAAAACAGCUUCUUAGCAAGGUGGGCGAGCUAAAAAAAAAAAAAAAAAAA